AAAAUGUUUGAAAAUAUGGCGCUAACACCUUUUGCACACCCUCAGGACACCACUACCGGCAGCAGCAACUCCACCCCAGAGCUGCAGAUGGGCGAGGUCUUCUCCCCACCGCUUGAGGGCAUCGGGGAAGGGUUCAGCUCCCCCAAGGCCCGCACCCCUCUCAGGGCCACCCCACACCUGCUGCUGGAGACGCCCUACAUCUCCAACCUGCGAAUCCUGCUGGCCGAGGCGCUCAACAGGCCCGUGACAGUGUUCAACAGGCAGCGGCACACCAUCUUUGCCGUGGCGAUGGAGGGGCUGGCGCUCCCCCUUGCUGUGGCCCUGGCGCUUGUGAUCAACGGGCUGCGGCUUUACCAUGGGGGCUGGGGGGGUGACUGGGGGGAGGGGCUGCUCGUGGGGGCGGUGGGUGUGGCCCUGCCCCUCGUCCCCCUCACCCUGCCCCCCGCCUGGCUGGCACUCAACUGGCUGGGCACGGCACGCAUCCUCGCUCUUUACCACCAGGCCGGCCAUAUGGAGAGUGAGCCCUUAGAUGACCCCUUCGAGGAGGCUGACCUUGAAAUCCUGCGGCCAGGUCAUGUGAACGUGUCUGGUGGGGAGCUGCGCACACAUGUAUUUGCCACCAUGUGCGGAACCCAGCCAGGGCCAACGCGCACAGCCAACAUCCUGCACGCCUUGGCCUCUGUGACGAACCUCUGUUGCGUGGACAAGAAGGGCGUUCUCUCCUGGCCCAACCCGACGGCCGAGAAGGUGUUUUUCCUGAAGAACCGAGGCCAUAACAACAUCAACAACAGUGCCCCAUCCCUCUACGGUGACGAUGGUAUGUUUGAGGACGAGGGUCACCUUCAGCGGUCCCUUCCCAACAACGCCACGAAAGAGUCCGAAUCGGUGCUCAUGUCCCUCACGCACGACCACCAGACAGCUUUCGGCCUGCAGUUUGACGACCCCAUGUGGAGGCGCUACCUGCUGUCCCUCAAGCCACUGGGCCUCAACAUCCUGCUCAACACCUGCAACCCCGCCACCCAGGAGCACUACACCCAGUUCUGCGCCCACAUCACCUGUGAGGCCAUGUACAACGAAGACCUGGUACCCGUCUCCCAGCGCAGUGGAGGGGGGGAGGGGUGGGAGGGGAGCGCGACCACCCCCCACCACACACCCCCGACCGAUAUUCCCGUGACAUCGAGAGGGUGUCUCUGUGAACUCGCCAAGCAGAUCGGAUUCUCGCAGCAAGCACAACAGCCCUUCGUAUUAGAGCACCAGCUGUCCACCUUCAGACAUGUGCCCCCAGAUAUGGCUUGCAAGGACCGGCUGGCCAAGAGUCUCAUGAUCACCAAGCUCAAGUUCCCGUUCCCUCACAUGGUCUCGGUCUUGGUGCGGGACAGGGCCUCGCGCAAGCUGGAACUCAUGUCUCAGGGCACAGCGGAUAUCAUUCUGGACUCUUGCACAGACUACUGGGACGGGCAUGACGUGUGUCCCCUCACUGAGAAGGACAGAAAGAAGAUCCUCGACUUCUACCAUCGGACGAGCCUCUCAGCCUACUGCACCGCCUUCUCCUACCGCCCGACCUCGUGUGUGGUGGGGCAUGACCUCUCUGCACUGUACAUGGAGCUGCCCCUGGACCCCUCGCACCUGUACUCGGCGGCCCGCACCCCCACGCCGCACAUCAGCACAGAGGCGCUCUUCGGGGACCAUCAUCACACGGAGUACGAGGAGGUGGAGGACAUCGAUGACGCUUUCCGAAUGCAGUGCAAGCAGAUCUUCAUUGGGAUGGUCACGAUGCAGUACCAGGCCAAGACCGACAUGGUUCAGAUGAUCGAGCAGCUGGACGCCUCGUGUAUUCGCUUCGUCCACUUCAGCAAAGAGAAUGAGCUUCGGUCACGCGUCUUCUCCGAGAAAAUGGGACUCGAGAGCGGCUGGAACUGUCACAUAUCACUCCUCUCCGACCGAACCAGGACUGAGAGCGGCAACUCCAGUCGGGCGGGUCAGACCUCGGCUUCAGUCAAGACCAGCGGACUGACUCUCUUCCGUCAGUCCAAUGAAGACCUGGGCAGCCCCGACUUGGCCAAGGCGCGCUUCCGGAGCUCGCUGGAGGUGUCGAAGGGCCUGAGUCACUCCGCGCCCUCAGCCAUCAACCUUGAGGUGGCGCAAGUUAAGUUCGAGGACGAGGUCUCCGUCUGCUCCGAGCUCAGCCACUCCUCCUGCUGUCGGGUGGAGGCGAGGAGGGUGGAGGGCACGGAGAUGGAGAUGGAGAGGGAGGAGGAGGAGGAGGAGGACAUGGACUCAGAGGAAACGAGGCUUGGAAACUUUGGCUAUCACUGCGACGGAGGAACCAGCGAGGAGUGCAUCAUGCUGGGGGGGGAGGAGGACGAGGAGGAGGAGAAGAAGAGGAGGGAGGAGGAGGACGAUGAUGGGGGCAGCUCUCGGUCACGCUCUCCCUCUAGGGUGACGGAGAGCACGGAGCGAUCACCCAUCAUUGACCUGACCAACCGGGCCAGGCUUCCCAAGGGCAUGGAGAACAUCCGGCCACACCUCAAGAACGUGGACAAUGUGCCGCUGCUGGUCUCUCUGUUCACGGACUGCACGCCGCCCACCACCCGUGCCAUGCUGGUGCUCAUGCAGGAGUACACGGAGGUGACGGUGGUGAUGGGCUCCUCCGCCAACGCCGAUAACAUGCCCCUCUUCAUGCAGGCCGACGCGAGCCUCUCCGUGGACCCGCUGUACCCCCAAGUGUGCAUGCGUGAGGCCGUGUCUGCGCGGCCCCCCACCAGCCACGGCCCGCCCCCCGAGGAGGUGGCGCGCGCCCUCAAUGUGCUGCCCUGCUCCCUGUCCCUCACGCCACACAGCAGGGUGUCCCUCGUAUCCCUCAUCAUGGAGGCCCGACACUACAUGCAGCAAGUGAUGAGUUGUCUGCAGUUUUGGGCGUGUUGCUGCCUCUCCCUCACCUUCCUGCAGCUCCUCGCCGCCACCGCUGCCCUGCCCCCUCUGCUGUCCUCGGGCGACGUGCUGUGGCUGGUGGUGGUGGUGGUGCCGUGGCUGUCGCUGUCACUGGUUGCGGCGCCCACCAACCCGGCCGUCAUGAACCAGGCCACCGGGAAGAACACCGUGCUCUUCAACAAGCAGAUCUUCCACUUCAUCCUGCGGUUCUACGUGUGCAAGUUCGUGCCGUCCAUCCUGGUGGCCGUGAUGUGCGGGGGCGCCACCUUUGCCUCCUUCUGCUACCAGCUGGCCGAGGGAGCCGACAGGCGGGGUGUGAGCGAGGGGGAGGACGAUGAUGGGUUCUACAAUGCCUCGUCACCUUACUCCUCGGCGUCCUCGGCAUCUUCUUUGUCUUCUGUUACUGAUGUCUCCACUGCCUCCAACUCCUCCUCCUCCUCCUCCUUCUCCUAUAGUCAUAUUACCUGCACUUAUGUUUAUCCUGAAGAAGAGGUUGUGAAUGCAGGCAGUGGAGGGGGGGUGCCUGGUGAGGGGGGAGCCUUUUGGUGGGGUGGGUGGGGGGAUCAGUACCCCGACUCCCUCAACCUGGUGCAGUGCUGUGUGGCCUUCCUGCUAGUCUACUACUUCUGCAUCAUCUCCGUGUCGUUCGUUCACCGUAUGUACACCGUAUGGCGACGCAACCCCAUGAAGAACAGAUGGUGGGCAGCGACCGUGUUUGCCCUGUUGGUGUUACAGGUCGUCUACAGCUGCGUUAGCCUGUCUGGAGGGAGGAACGGAGAAAUAGGAGGAGGAGGGAGGGAAGGGCCAGGCUUCUCCUCCCUUCCUCCCGCUAUCUGGCUCCCCUCCCUCCUCUGGCCCCUCCUUGCUCUCCCUCUUAACGAGUUCAUCAAGCAUAGAGAGAUUAGGAUCAACGUUCGCUACCAGAAGCACGCGAGGCUCGAGUUUGGGACGAAGCUGGGCAUGAAUUCACCAUUUUGAAGAUACCUCAACCACCACCACCACGUUAAUCCAGGGAGAGAAUGUGGAGUAAAAUGUGCAGCUUCUGAAAAAUAUAUUAUUAUUAUUAUUAUUAUUAUUUGAUUAUUUUUAAAAUUAUCAUUACUAGUACUAUUAUUAUUUUUAGUGCCAAACAUUUUAACUGGUUCCUAUAUUUUAAUGUGUGCAUGUAUAUAUUGUUUGACACACACACACGGCCCACAUUUUGGUUGGUAUUAUAAGACACUUUCGCUUCUCACAUCAGCUAUUUCCAAAGGUCAAAGAGAGGGUCAGUUGGGUUCUAAUGAGUGUUUCUUCAGGUUCACGGUACAGAGGAAGGGUCAAACUACCACCAAAGCCUUGUCAAAUCGGUGUUCUUGGGCUGCGAAAUGUCUUAUAAUACGACCCCUUUAUUUUGUGUGUAGGGAAACAAAAAAGACAAAUUAGUUCUAAGUCCAGAUGCCAGUGUAAAAAGCAAUAGUCUUAAGGAAGGUGAUCACUGUGUAGCUCGGAUUCAGUUAGUCUCAAGUGUAGAAAGAAGUUGAAAGAUGAUUUUGAGAACGUGAUUUUCGUGUUCAUUGAUGUAUUAUUGCCCAGGCUAUUGCUAUUACUAUUAUUAUUAUUAUUAUUUAUCAUUAUUAUUAUUUUAUUGUAUGGAAUGGACCACAUGCACAGAUUUUAGACUUCAAAACAUAUCAGAUCUUACUGUCAGAGGAAACGUAAGAUGGGUGGCCACAGGAGUCUCGUCAAAACAAAUCAAACCUCACAGUAGAAGGAAAUGUGAUAUAGGUGGACACGGGAGUCUUGUGGAUGUGCUAACUUAUGAGCUGGGAGGCUGUUCAUUAGAGAGGGCAAGGGUUUGUGGGGUGCUCGUCACCCGGCCAUCUGCGUUUGCUCUUGCUGCCAAGAAUUUGAUGAAGGAGGGAGUCCAUGAGGGUAUCCUGAUUGUCAUGCUCCUGAAUGUGGUCACUUUCCUGUUUCCCACACAUGCAGGGUAGGAGGGUUGAGGCCACAAGAGAUGGGGAGCAAGGCCAAGGAGGUGCCACACAGCCCCUCCCCCCCUUCCACCUCACAUGGAUGGUAAGACUUUAGUAACAAAUUUUAACUAGUGACUUGAGUGUUGGCAAGCAGAGUGUCUGGAAUAAGCAAGAGCCACUUCUUGAAAAUAGCUGUGUUCAUCUCCUGUGACACUUGCAUAACAGGAAGGAAUACUGUAUAGACAUGUUGAUACAAACUUAAAGUAAAUGUUAUAUUUUUUUAAGGAAUAUUAAACUAAAUUAGUAAGAUAUUUAUACAACCAAUCAGAAAUGUGGCAGACAUAUUUUAUAGCACUGCGCCGAAUACUUUGUUACUUUAUCUGGCUUUCAUCUCAAGUCUUGGCCGGGCAAAUAGUCAAGAUUUAUGAAAAAAUGUAAAGGAAUAUAUCUUUGUAAAUGACAUGAA
Messenger RNA from Eriocheir sinensis (Chinese mitten crab), 5349 nucleotides. RefSeq names its product transmembrane protein 94-like. Bases 4 to 3909 code for a protein of 1301 amino acids. Lineage: Eukaryota; Metazoa; Arthropoda; Malacostraca; Decapoda; Varunidae. The record is from RefSeq and is a predicted model, not a curated record. The transcript is spliced from 25 exons. Gene Ontology annotation, molecular function: nucleotide binding.